AUGCUGGGGAUCGUGGCCGCAUCCUCAGCUGUCCAUGCCGUCGCCGUUGGCGCCGUCACCCCGGUGGUGGCUUUCGGACUGGCCGUCGUCAUGUUCGCCGGCGUCUCCAUGGAAGCUUUAAGAGAUUGGAAUCUUGAUCAGAAGCAUUUCAGCUUGACAUCUGUCAAUGCAAUUAGAAGGGAUGAGGGUACCUCAAAGCUGAUGGACUUGCUCAUCCAAAGAAAAUGCCUUCCUAUUAGAGGUGAACUGUACAAUGUUGCUUGUGUGGAUGAUGUGCUUAACAGCAUUGUUUCAAAAGGGCAACCAGUGCUUCACCAUGUCGGUGACAUACUAGAGAAAUUUAUUCAGGUACAAAUGUCCUCAUCGCUGACUCGGCAGCAACUUUUAGAAGUUGUUACACAUAUUGGAUUGAAGUGCCCACAGGAGGAUGCGAAAUGGUGGCAUAAAAUUUACUUCAGGCUUGAAGUUUUUCUGCAUUUCAAGAAGGCAUUCCCCUCAGAAGAAUUGUUAUCUGCAGAAGAUAGUAAAACUGUGGAAUCUGUUUGCAGGAUACUGAGGGGUUUUUAUCGUGCUGUUGAAGUAAUUUCUGGUCCUGUUUGCCCCACAGCAAAUAUAUACUUCAAUGAACUAUGGAAAGUUAGAACAACUUUGCAAGAAGAAGCAUCCUCUGAUCACACUGAACUUGCUAACAUGGUUUGGGUGAUGCAAGAAGCGUUCAAUGAGUAUUGGCAAAGUUCAUACUUGUGGCUGUCAAUACCUGUUGUUCUUGAUCCGAGAUUCAAAAUUACUUUUGUUGAGUUCCGUCUAAAGCGAGCUUUUGGUACUGAUGCAGAGAAGUAUGUAUCUGCCGAGGCCGACGUGCGCGCGCUCGGCGGCUGCUUGCGCUUCUGGCGCACCACCUGCGACGCCGACUGCGUCUGGGAGCACCUCUUCCGCUGCCGCUGGCCGGCCGCCGCGGCGGAAGUGGCGGUGGCGUCCCGUGUGCAGAAUUCGAACCUCGAGCUGUACAUCUUCGGGGCUUCUAGUAUCAAUGUAUCAUCCUGCCUUUAG
Setaria italica (foxtail millet) is the source of this 1050-nucleotide messenger RNA. RefSeq names its product zinc finger BED domain-containing protein RICESLEEPER 1-like. Gene Ontology annotation, molecular function: DNA binding. The transcript has 4 exons. The record is from RefSeq and is a predicted model, not a curated record. The coding region runs from base 1 to 1050 and encodes 349 amino acids. Lineage: Eukaryota; Viridiplantae; Streptophyta; Magnoliopsida; Poales; Poaceae.